UGCCCAGGUAGGGGUAUAUAAAAUGGCGGCUCUCAUUUGAACGCGGAAGUGAAGUCGAAGUCGGGGGGACUUUUCGGUUUACUAGGGCUCUGCGGUUCAGAUCGCUAUUUUCUUUAAUUAAGGAAAAACAUAAGGUCUUCGUGAUGGAGGCAAAAGUGCGAUUAAACUUCCAAUUUCUCGUGAUGUUGUAGAAAUUCAGCAGACUUGUUGGGACCUGUCUCUAGGCCAGGUUUAAGUUACAUGUGUUGACCUGAUCUAGGUCAUUGCCAUUCAGAGCAACCAUGCAGGGCUCGGAGACAGUGGAGUCCAAGAACCGAAGCUUCCUCAAGAAGCGAAGCCUGGACAUCAGCUUCAAUGUGGACAGCAAGUAUUCCCCUGUCGAGAACAUCGGCAUCGGCGCAUACGGCGUCGUCUGCUCGGCAAUCAACAAGAAGAACGGCAGGAAAGUCGCCAUCAAGAAAAUACCAAACGCUUUCGACGUGUUGAUGACGGCCAAGAGGACGUACAGGGAGCUGAAGAUACUGCGACAUUUCAAGCACGACAACGUGAUAGGGAUCCACGAGGUUUUGCGCCCGGCCGACGCGAAGACAAACGACGUAAAAGAUGUCUACGUUGUCUUUGACCUGAUGGAAAGUGACUUGCACCACAUUAUUCACUCUGACCAAGACUUGACGGAUGAACACAUUCGGUACUUCCUGUACCAAAUUCUUCGCGGCUUGAAGUAUAUCCAUUCUGCCAAUGUUCUGCACAGAGACUUGAAGCCAAGCAAUCUCCUGGUUAACGAGAAUUGCGAGCUGAAAAUUGGUGAUUUUGGCAUGGCAAGGGGGGUGUCGUCAAGCCCUAGUGACUACAAGGCAUUCAUGACAGAGUAUGUCGCUACUAGGUGGUACAGGGCCCCCGAGCUAAUGCUUUCUCUGAAUGAGUACACCUUUGCAAUAGACGUGUGGUCGGUUGGCUGCAUCUUUGCAGAGAUGUUGGGUAGGAAGCAGCUUUUUCCAGGGAAGAACUACUUGAACCAGCUGAAUCUCAUCAUGUCCGUCUUGGGCACGCCUCCAGACAGCAUCAUCCAAUCAGUGACUGCGGAAAGAGUCCGACACUACAUGUCUAACAUCCCCAAGCGAAGGCCGGUCCCGUGGAGUGUCCUGUAUCCACAGAAGAGCAAAGACGCACUGUGUUUGCUCUCCAAGAUGCUCAACUUCAAUCCCAAAGAGCGAAUUUCAGUUGAAGAUGCUCUCUCUCACUCGUACUUGUCCAAGUACCACGAUCCUGACGACGAACCAAUCUGCAUCCCUGCAUUCGAUUUCGACUUUGAGAGACAGACAAUGACAAGAGACCAAAUCAGGCAGGCAAUUCUAAGCGAAAUUGACGAAUACGAGAAGUCUCCAACACUGAGAAUCAGCAAGGUAGCCUUGAAUGCUUGUCUUCGCCCUGUGCCAAAAGUACCAUCCGAGUCGUCAAUCAGUUCUCUCUUUCAAGCAAAUUCAAGCUCUUCAUUCAAGACAGAGAGCACUGAUUCACAGGCACAAGGUGGCUGCAUUCCUAAGAAAAAGACAAUGACAAGAAGUGUGACAGACACAUGCAUCGCCGACAUCUUCAAGAAACCGCUUGAGGUUCUGUCAAGUAACAAGCAGAACGUAAGUCCCAACCGUCCUACUCCCAACAUUCCACAAGUCCUGCCCUCUAACUCUGCCCUCUCUACAACCAGCUCAAGUUCAACAGAUGUUGUUAUGCUCAGCGCAAAAGAUUCAGCAGAAAUCAAAGACAUUCCCGAGGAGCAAUCUGAUGCAUGCAAAGAAGUAGAUAAGGAGGACAUCCCCGCCCCAGAGAAGGUGGAACAGCCCAAAAAGAGUGUUUCCAUGGAUACCAAGGCUAUCAUCAAGGCAGCCAUCUUGAACUCAGCAUUCCGGGCUAGCUUGAGAAAAGGACAAGACAAAAACUCUGAAAAUCAAGAAAAGAAGAAGGUGACAGCAAUUGACAGGCAAAGAGAAAGGGAAGAGAAGAGGAGACAAAGGCAGAUGAAGAGUUUAGAACGGCAGAAAAAUAAGAAUAAAGCCCCACAAGAAGGGGUCAAGCUAAGUGAUGAGGAUAAAAAGCUGCUUGACAGAUGGAGCAAACUGAGACAACAGAAGCCAAAAGAGCAAAACACAAUUCAAGGCAACAUCAUAGAGCUGAAUGCACUGAAGAAGGAAGUUGCCAGAACAAAUACCUGUGACCAAGCAGGCAGCAAUCCCAUUGGUAGAACUCCUGGCCAAUCAGGGAGGUUACUCAGCAGCAGCAGUUCUGUGGCAGCCAAUCAAAUUCAAGGAGCAUCUGCUUCAGCCAAUCAGAUGCAAGACAGUAAAUUGGCAAUGAAGGCACCACUCUUGCAGGGUAACUUCAUGUCUGUGCAGAGUAGCUCUACUGCAGUGAUGACAAAUCAGAUGCAGCUGUCUAUAGCAGGUGUAGGACAGGAGCAUGUGCAGAUUCAGCCAUCAAGCUCGGGACAGACUGUUGGCCAAUUGGUGCAAAAUCCCAUACCAACAUCCUCGUCAGGAUCGAAUGUGCAGAUGUUUACAAGUAACACCAACAUGGGGAUCGUGACCAUACCAGUGUCAUCACAGUCUAGUGUAGGGGUGCACCUGAUCUCUGUCCCAGGGUCUCAUGCACAGUUGAUUUUGAGCCAGCCAACGACACUUGCUACUUCCCUUGCUAACAUUUCCUCCUCCAUGGUGACAAGUAACGCCUCCGCAAGCACAAGUGGAUGGCCACAGGAGCAGUCUGGGCAAAGAUUAAAUCCCCAAAUAGGAGAGUCACAACUUGGAAGGCAAGGUACACUGCUACCUGCCACUAAACCACUCCAGUCUACCAUGGCAAGCGAUCAACAAUCCGCUGCCAUGGAGACAAAUGAACAGCCAAUAGCAGUUGUGAUGAAUCAGCCAAUAGCAGGGUCCCAGACAUUGCAAGAUGCACCAGCCAAGAGCACCGACACUAGCUGCAAGCCUGAGCCGGCUCCUCUUGAGCAAGUUGUUACCUUUGACAGCAUCCCCUCUACCAUUCACACCUCUCCGGACGCCAAGGUGUUCGUAGAACGUCCAAACACUUCUAAAGUCUUACCCCAGCCAGCUGGACAAGCUUCAACCAUGUCAGGAGCUUGUCAAUCUACCACAACUCUUUCAGUUUCAAACCGCCGGCUUGCUAGCACAGAGAAACCGACAGCUGCCCUCCCCACCAUAGUUGAGCCAGGCAAGUCUCGACCCAGUUCCACAGCACUAAACACAAGUCCAGCAAAGAAGGACAGCCGAGGCCCCUUCUCCAACAUGGAUCCAUCUUUAGACAUAGCAUCUCUUGUCCACCAGUUGUCCAAGUCACAGGUAGAGGACAUCUUACCGCCGCUGCUGCCCUCCACACCAAAAGGGGGCGGGGCAGGUUAUGGUCUUGGGCUGGUGAGCGACUUGGACGAACUGAUCAACGAAUCCUUCAAUGGGCCUAAGGAUAGUGGGAGUGGGAAGUGUGACUCCGCCCCCCUAUCAGCAUCCUUGCUUGCUGAUUGGCUGGAAGUUAACGACAUGAAGCCAGAAGACAUGGAGGCCCUUCAGAAGGAGCUGGAGCUGGGUUCACCCAUGGUGCUGGGGUCACCCCUCCCCCUCUCCAACUCUGAAAGGAUGUCAUAAGAUUGCUACUAGUACUUGAAGUGGUGGCAACUUGCACAGGAAUGCAGGACUUCAACAGACAUUCAACUGUUAAAUAAUCACAUAACAGUAUUGUACACUGACAUUAAGAACUGGAAAUAAGAUUUUGUUAAUGAAACAAUGCAAAGACUACACUAGAAGACUAGCCAGGUGAC
This is a messenger RNA of Branchiostoma belcheri (Belcher's lancelet), 3823 nucleotides long. Its product is annotated as mitogen-activated protein kinase 7-like. Gene Ontology annotation, biological process: protein phosphorylation; intracellular signal transduction; cell surface receptor signaling pathway. Gene Ontology annotation, cellular component: cytoplasm; nucleus. The record is from RefSeq and is a predicted model, not a curated record. Gene Ontology annotation, molecular function: ATP binding; MAP kinase activity. NCBI's taxonomy places the organism in Eukaryota, Metazoa, Chordata, Leptocardii, Amphioxiformes, Branchiostomatidae.